AUGAGCCUCACUCUCACCUCAUGCUGCCCAGUCUGCCGUAGCAAGGAAAACCUUUCUCGGUGCCUAGGCUGCUAUGUUACGCUCUACUGCGGCCGAGAGCACCAGAUAGCCCACAGAAACGAGCACAAAGGCGCCUGCAAUGCGAUCAAGAAAAGCAAACAGGCCCUGGACAAUGAAGAGCAGAAACUUCGUGCACACCCUGGUGAUUGGAUGACCCCUGCCAACGUAUUUGAAGAAGGAGCAGGUCAUUUCUGGGGCAUCGUAGAAACCCGACCAUAUAUGACAGCACGGUUCGCCUUGGUGGAGGCUCUUCUCAAGAUCAAGACAACACUUGCAGUCCAAGCAGCCCAUAGCCACCUUAUGGAUAUGCUCCGUCUCUGUCGCGGUGAUAAUAUGGGGGUUCGUGAUCUUGUCCCGGCAUUGUACUUGCGAUUGGGCAAGGACCAGGAAUGCUAUGAUUUUGUCAAGUGGUGGGCCACCACGGCGGAAAAUUCACACUACGACUGGGGAGACACGAGCCUGCCAUAUCUUCACCUUAAGGACGAGGAUGUCUUUGAACCGAUUGGUCUCUUCACAAGGAGAUUCGCCGAACUUACUCACGCCGUGUCAGUCACUUUGAUUAAAAUCAGGCUGUUACUCGAUGUAAGGUCUUUACAGAACUCGACCGUUGUAGGUGCAAAAGUCCCGAAAGAGCUUUUGGACAAGAUCCGUGGUCACCUCGUAAGCACGGUUGUCGCUAAAAGGAAGGACAUUAUGGACAGCGAGGAUCAGGGCCCACUCAUCAAGAAGUUAGAAUCACAGGUGGAGAAGCUAUAUACAUUUGUGAAGGAGUCGAACAAGUACUUCUGGCCAGCUCUUCUCAAGCCUGGAGCAAACUUGACGGAACGCCCGGGAAUAUACAGUGCGGGUACUCGGGAACAUAUGAAGCUGGUGCUUCAAUAUUCUUACGAUUCAUGGAUCGAGACCCCAAAAGCUAUUGAUAUCAUCAGGGAACUGGCUGCGAAGGAUGCGAGUAACUGA
This is a messenger RNA of Amorphotheca resinae ATCC 22711, 1020 nucleotides long. RefSeq lists its product as hypothetical. Lineage: Eukaryota; Fungi; Ascomycota; Leotiomycetes; Helotiales; Amorphothecaceae. The transcript has a single exon. Bases 1 to 1020 code for a protein of 339 amino acids. The record is from RefSeq and is a predicted model, not a curated record.